CUCAAAACCUUAAGGUGUCAAAUUAAUGGGUCUCUCAUCUUAUAAACUCCUCACUCUUCCUUGCUUUCUUUGAUGUGGGACUAACUUCAACACUCCUCACACUUGCAACACUAACAACAACUGCACCACCAUAAUCAAGAAUCUCCAAAACACUCUCAACACCAUUGAGAAAAGAGCCUUAGAUGAUUGUCUCAAACUCUUUGAUGACACCAUUGUAGAACUCAACACCACCGUUCUUGAUCUCUCAAAAAAUCCAUCAUCACCAUCGUCAUCAUCUUCCAACCAAGAUUUGCAAACCCUACUAAGUGGGGCAAUGACAAAUUUGUACACUUGUCUUGAUGGUUUCUCACAAAGCAAAAAUGGGAAUGCUGUGAGAGGGUUGAUAGAGGAGAAAGUGAUUGAGAUAUCACAUCAUGUUAGUAACUCAUUGGCAAUGUUGAAGAAAGUGAAGACAAGUUUGAAGAAAGAAGAGGUGUUUGCUGAAUAUGGAACAAUGAAGAAAGGGUUCCCUUCAUGGGUUUCUGCUAAGGAUAGGAAGCUUCUAGAAGAUGGAAAUGUGAAUGAAACUAAGAUUGAUGUUGUUGUGGCUAAAGAUGGUUCUGGAAAUUUUACUACUAUUGGUGAAGCUGUAGUUAUGGCUCCUAAUUCCAGCACAACCAGGUUUGUGAUAUACAUAAAAAGUGGAGCAUACUUGGAGAAUGUGGAAGUAAUUAGAAAGAAGAGUAAUUUGAUGUUUAUUGGAGAUGGCAUUGGAAGGACCAUUGUCAAGGCAAGUAGGAAUGUUGUCGAUGGCUGGACCACUUUUCAAUCAGCUACUGUUGGUUUGAUAACAGUAAAUCAUGUCUGAAGAAGAAAAAAGGGAAUUUGGAUUUGAUGUAAAGGCAAUAGAUUGGAAAGAUUAUAUCACCAAUGUUCAUAUACCAGGUCUAAGGAGACAUGUCAUGAAGGGAAGGGGAAUGGGUAGUUAGUGACUUACUUUGUGCUAUGUAAUCACCUGUCAUAUUCUCCAAAAACUUUUAUGUAUACACACUUUCCCUUGUUACCUUGAACACUAUGAGAGUGUGGUAACAACUUCAACUACAAGGGAAUCUCCAUUAUCCCAUGCUGUAAUUUAUUGGUAUAAUAAUCAU
Messenger RNA from Arachis duranensis, 1130 nucleotides. Its product is annotated as probable pectinesterase/pectinesterase inhibitor 40. Lineage: Eukaryota; Viridiplantae; Streptophyta; Magnoliopsida; Fabales; Fabaceae. The transcript is spliced from 3 exons. Gene Ontology annotation, molecular function: pectinesterase activity; pectinesterase inhibitor activity. Bases 314 to 847 code for a protein of 177 amino acids. Gene Ontology annotation, biological process: cell wall modification. The record is from RefSeq and is a predicted model, not a curated record.